This is a messenger RNA of Dentiscutata erythropus, 231 nucleotides long. The record is from the annotation of a GenBank genome assembly. Lineage: Eukaryota; Fungi; Glomeromycota; Glomeromycetes; Diversisporales; Gigasporaceae.
UUGAUAUCACUAAUGCCAUCUCGUUGGCUUUGUUGGUUGAUACCAUUAAUGCUAUCUCAUUGGCUUUGUUGGUUGAUGCUGUUAAUGCCAUCUUAUUGGCUUUGUUAGUUGAUACCAUUGAUGCUAUCUCAUUGGCUUUGUUAGUUGAUGCUAUUUCAUUGGUUGAUACAGUUGAUGCUAUCUCAUUGGCUUUGUUGGUUGAUAAUAGUUGCUUUUUAUAUUGUUUUUUAG